AUGAACAGAGGUAAACUAUUCCACGUAGAAACGCAUAGUGCUGUCGAUGAGUAUUAUGGGUCAACUGAUCCUGAUAAUGAACAUAGUGACACUGAGGCUGCCACCCACCUUGCUGCCAACCUAGCUGCCACCCACCUUGCUGCCAACCUAGCUGCCCACCUUGCUGCCCACCUAGCUGCCCCCCACUUUGCUGCCCACCUAGCUGCCCCCCACUUUGCUGCCCACCUAGCUGCCCCCCACUUUGCUGCCCACCACCUUGCUGCCCACCUUGCUGCCCACCUAGCUGUCCACCUUGCUGCCCACCUAGCAGCCCACCUUGCGGCCCACCUUGCUGCUCACCUAGCAGCCCACCUAGCAGCCCACCUUGCUGCCCACCUAGCAGCCCACCUUGCUGCCCACCUAGCUGCCCACCUAGCGUCCCACCUAGCUGCCCACCCAGCUGUCCACAUAGCAGCCCUCCCAGCUGCCCACCCAGCUACCCACCUAGCAGCCCACCAAGCUGCCCAUCAAGCAGCCCACCCAGCUGCCCACCAAGCUGCCCACCUAGCUGCCCACCAAGCUGCCCACCUAGCUGCCCACCUAGCUGCCCACCUAGCUGUCCACCUAGCUGCCCACCUAGCUGUCCACCUAGAAGCCCACCCAGCUGCCCACCAAGCUGCCCACCUAGCUGCCCACCAAGCUGCCCAUCAAGCUGCCCACCUAGCUGCCCACCAAGCUGCCCACCUAGCUGCCCACCUAGCUGUCCACCUAGAAGCCCACCCAGCUGCCCCCUAG
This is a messenger RNA of Procambarus clarkii (red swamp crayfish), 774 nucleotides long. The record is from RefSeq and is a predicted model, not a curated record. Lineage: Eukaryota; Metazoa; Arthropoda; Malacostraca; Decapoda; Cambaridae.